This is a messenger RNA of Geodia barretti, 2068 nucleotides long. NCBI's taxonomy places the organism in Eukaryota, Metazoa, Porifera, Demospongiae, Tetractinellida, Geodiidae. The record is from the annotation of a GenBank genome assembly.
UUGAAGGUCAAUGGACUCGUUUGUGCUGGCAAGAGAAUGUUCGAUGUUCUAGUCAACUCUGAAAACGAAGGGGCCGACCGCAUGAUCGAGAAAUACUACGAGGAGUGUCAACUUCUGUCGAGUCUCCGUCAUCCCAACAUUGUCCAGUUCCUGGGCAUCUGUUUCCUGGAGACCCAGUCUGCCUCCACUGUCAACCUCCCUGUUCUGGUCAUGGAGAUGCUGCAGGGAAGUCUGGACCACCUCCUGGAGAGCACUCCCGACCUUCCCCUCGCCAAGAAGGUCUCCAUCCUGCAGGACGUGGCCAGGGGGCUUGUCUACCUGCACAGCCGCAGUCCAGCCGUCAUCCACAGAGAUCUGACGGCCAGGAACGUCCUGCUCAACUCGGCAAUGGUGGCCAAGAUAGCCGACAUGGGUAACUCACGGAUGGUGGACAUGCAACCAGGCCAGCUGGCAAGGACCAUGACACGAGGAGUGCCUGGUACUGCAGUGUACAUGCCUCCAGAGGCCUUUGAACUGCCUCCCAAGUACGGGCCACAGUUGGACAUGUUCUCGUUUGGUCAUCUGGCCCUCUUCACGGCAACCCAGCAGUUCCCCGGAGACCUUCUACCCUCCACCUACCAAGACCCACGUUCGCGUCGACUGGUGCCACGAAAUGAGGUGGAGCGACGCAGCAGGUACAUGGAGAGUGUUGGAAGGAUCCUGGGCAGGUCUCACGAGCUGGUCCAGCUGAUCACUCAGUGUCUGGACUUUGCUCCGAUGUCAAGACCCACAGCCUCAGAGGCCAUGGGCAGACUCCAACACAUCAGCUCCAGUAUCCACGAUGUCUACCACUCCAUGACACGUCUUCAACUGGAGAAGGCUCUUGCUCAGUCAGACAUUAGGAAAGAUGCAACAGAGUUCGUGUUAAUGCAAGGUCUGGAGACACUGGAGAGUAAACUACUGCUGGAACUGAAGACGGUGAAUGGAGCCAUACAGAAACAGCUACGAGGGCUUAUUGGAGCACACUAUGUGAAUUUUAAUGGAUUGAUGUACAAUACAAAGAAGGGAGCUGUUGGGGGGAACACAAUUGAGGUUCUAAUCCUGGCAUCAGUAGGUGACAAGUAUCCGGCUGAUUUGGUAGCCAUUCAAAGGAUCGGAGAUACAUCUCUGACUGAACAGGCCACAAAAAAGUUUGGUUUACUCCCAGUUGAAGUACCAGGUCUACAUAAAGAAACUGCUGCAGAUCUAAUGGCUGCUGCUAGCACUCAAAUGAACAGUCCUAACAUGUCAGUGGUCCAGAUACUACUAGACAUUCCAAUGGUGCAGAGAUCAAAGCAGUUCUACCUCAAGAAGAUCGAGACAUUCUUUCAGAAUUGCAAGGAACCUGUUGCUUUAGUGCACUAUCUGGGCAACAGUGAGAAAACUACAGGGAACUGGUGCUUCAAAGAUGGCACCAUCAGCUUCCAAGAGAUCUUCAACAUCUACAGAAGACAUCCCUCAGUCAAGUGCCUUGACAUUCAAACAGACUGUAGCUACUCGGGUCAGUGGGUGAGGAAGUGUGCAAAGACACUAGACAGUCUCCACAUCCCUCCAUGUGGACACAGAGCCAGGGAGAAUGGAGCCCUAGUCAGGGUGUUUCCAUCUUGUCGGCCAGACCAAGAGGCUGCAGAGCCCGGCUACUCCGUGGAGGGAGUUAAAGUAAAGGACGAUGCAUCAAUAACUCAUAGUUUGAAGCAACUGACUCAUCAAAAGCCAUUAGUGCUUAACAGCACAAAGCUGGUUUGCUGCAGAGGCCCAUACUCUCCAUGUCCCAAGGCCACAUUCCAACACCUGACAUGGGAGAAUGCAGUGGACAAGUCCACCAACCUACAACUGGUCCAGAGAAGAGAGGGGCAAAGGGAUAUGUGGUACUACCUCCUACUGCAUCGAGCAGGAGACGUCUAUCGUGAGGAGUUCCAGUCUCACUACAGGAGAGAUCCCAGUCUACGACUCAGUGACUGGGGCUACAUACUGGAGUCUGGGGAGGGAUGUAAUCCCCCACAAGAAGUCAAGGAGAAAGUUAAAAGAUGGAUACGCACUUCUAGAUAGU